Molecule: messenger RNA, 1836 nt
Organism: Solanum dulcamara
Lineage: Eukaryota; Viridiplantae; Streptophyta; Magnoliopsida; Solanales; Solanaceae
Exons: 11
Coding region: 20-1564 (514 amino acids)
Biological process (GO): proteolysis
Molecular function (GO): peptidase activity
Source: RefSeq, a predicted model, not a curated record
AUAUACUAUAGAAGUCAAAAUGCGGUCACUUCACUCGUCAUUGAUAAAACCCCUCAUUCAUCUUCAUAUCCCAUUUUCGACUCACAUUUUUUCACCAUCUCUAAUUCGAGCACAAUUUCUCUACUUGCACUCCUCCACUACUCCUUCACUCCCAAAACUAACCGCCAUGUCCGACAACAAGGCAGCCGCCGUCGACGGCAACUCCACCUCUGACCACGUUUCCGGCGGUUGGUACUCCGUUCCCGACCUCCGAUUACGCGAUCACCGAUUCAACGUUCCUCUCGAUUACUCUAUCGAUCACUUUUCCUCCACUAAAAUCACCGUCUUCGCUCGUGAAGUCGUUGCUGUUGGUAAGGAGGAACAAUGUCUGCCAUAUCUACUAUAUUUGCAAGGUGGACCAGGCUUUGAAUGCCCAAGACCAACUGAAGCUGGAGGAUGGAUAAGCAAAGCAUGUGAGGAGUACCGUGUUGUUUUAAUGGAUCAGAGAGGAACAGGUCUAUCAACACCAUUAACACCAUCAUCUAUGUCACAAGUGAAGUCUGCUGAGGAUUUGGUUAACUACUUGAGACAUUUCCGAGCUGAUAAUAUAAUACAUGAUGCUGAGUUCAUCCGAAAAUGCCUUGUCCCUGAUACUGGACCUUGGACAAUACUUGGACAGAGCUUCGGAGGAUUUUGUGCAGUUACUUACUUGAGUUUUGCUCCUCAAGGACUCAAACACGCUCUUAUAACUGGCGGGCUCCCUCCAAUUGGCGAAGGAUGCACAGCUGAUUCUGUUUAUAAGGCAGGCUUUGAGCAGCUUGUUUAUCAAAACGAAAAAUAUUACAAGAGGUUUCCACAGGAUAUUGAAAUUGUUCGUGAUGUUGUAAAUUACCUGGCAGAGUCAGGAGGCGGGGUGCCUCUUCCAUCUGGCGGCAUCUUAACACCUCGAGGACUACAACUUCUUGGUCUCUCAGGUCUAGGAUCAAGUACUGGUUUCGAACGAUUGCAUUACCUGUUUGAGAGAGUCUGGGAUCCUGUAAUAGUUCAAGGAGCAGAAAGGAGAAUCAGUGACUACUUCUUGAAUGCUUAUGAGAGAUGGAUCGCAUUUGAUGCAAACCCUUUAUAUGCUCUUUUGCAUGAAAGCAUAUAUUGCCAGGGUGCCUCAUCCCUGUGGUCUGCUCAGAGAAUUAGGGCUCUAAAUGACGACAAAUUUGAUGCAAUUGAGGCAGCAAAAGUUGGCCGCCCUGUACUUUUUACUGGAGAGAUGAUAUUCCCAUGGUUGUUUGAUGAAGUCCAUGCCUUAAGGCCAUUCAAAGAUGCUGCCCAGCUAUUAGCGGAGAAGGAGGAUUGGCCAUCAUUAUAUGACAUUGCUGCAUUAAAGGAUAACAAAGUACCAGUUGCAGCUGCUGUCUACUACGAAGACAUGUAUGUUAACUUAAAGCUAUCUCUGGAGACCUCUUCUCAGAUAGCAGGAAUCAGGCUUUGGAUUACUAAUGAGUACAUGCACUCUGGUCUGAGAGAUGCCGGAAGUCGAGUUUUGGAUCAUUUGCUUGCUAUGUUAAAUGGAAAGAAGCCCCUAUUUUAACUCUAUUGGCCACCACCAUCCACACUUCUCUUGAACGUCAAAGGCUUUAGAUAAUGCUCAUGAAUUUAUUGAUGAGAUGGCAUCAGGAAGGCUCUUUGAGGUUGUUGACUGUAGCUGCUGGCCGGGGCAUUUGUUUUCACUGAUGUAACUGGAAUAGAAGCAUGCACAACGAUUCUAGGCUUGUUUUGCAUUUGAAUUUUAUCCAGAGUUGGAGGACCUAGGCUGUAUUUAUUUUCAUGCGUUAGCUGCUCAAUGGAUUGCCUCUUGCUAUA